This is a messenger RNA of Lentinula edodes (shiitake mushroom), 1960 nucleotides long. RefSeq lists its product as uncharacterized. Gene Ontology annotation, biological process: cellular response to starvation; regulation of DNA-templated transcription. The record is from RefSeq and is a predicted model, not a curated record. Gene Ontology annotation, cellular component: nucleus. The transcript is spliced from 9 exons. Lineage: Eukaryota; Fungi; Basidiomycota; Agaricomycetes; Agaricales; Omphalotaceae. The coding region runs from base 1 to 1533 and encodes 510 amino acids. Gene Ontology annotation, molecular function: zinc ion binding; DNA-binding transcription factor activity, RNA polymerase II-specific; RNA polymerase II transcription regulatory region sequence-specific DNA binding.
AUGACGGAAAGCACUCUUGUGCCCAUUGCGCCUGCUCCUCCUGUCGCACUUCGAAAACGGAACGAUGCACAAGAGCCAUCAGGUCCAGAUUCAGGUUCGACUCAGUCGAAAAAGGCCAGAGAUGGUCCAAAGAAAAAGAAAGCCAAUCGCGCUUGCUUUCACUGUCAAAAGGCACAUCUCACCUGCGAUGACUCUCGACCUUGUCAGCGCUGUAUAAAACGAGGAAUCGCAAACAGCUGCACGGAGGGCCAUCGAAAGAAAGCAAAAUAUCUUCUGGACGAUGAAGAGUUAGAACAACUAAAACGGACUAAUAAAAACCCGCAAAAUACGACUACGAAUGUGGCUGAAACCCCUCGUCCAUCAACACCAGCACCACAGCAGGAGCAGCCACAACCUCACUUGUCCACAUCCGAUCCUAUAUUGCAGGAGUCCCCAACUUUCGAAGUGCCUUUUGAUUCCAAUUUUCCAUUCGGUUCAGAAGCUGCAAACCUGGAAUAUUCCAUCCUGUCUGCGAUCUUGGGUAACCCAAGUCCUCCGCAAGGUGAUUCCACUCCUCCACCAACGUAUUCCGGCUGGCCUUCCUCGGAUCCACUCAUCGCCUCUCAAUCACCGACGUUCUCAUCCACCUUUCCCACUUCAUUAUCUUCUAACCUCGCCGCAUCUCCUACUACCGCAUAUCUCACAUACCAGUAUCAGGAACCACCUCGGACGAGCGAAUUAUCGGAAGUCCAGUACCCGCCCUUCCAGCAGUCGGUCAAUACACCCAAUACGACGACUCAACCUCUGCAGUCUCGAUAUUCGCUGGAAUCAAGAGCAAAGUCUCCGCCGUAUUCUGUCUUCAUCGACGAAACCUCGCACGGUCUUCUCUCUCCUCCGCAUUCAAAUGCAUCUCCCAGCCUCACCCCUUCCGUUGUUCGAUCCACGGAUUCUGUUGCAAGUGCCAGCAUUUGUACGCCAGGCUCAAAACUUCAAAGUAUCCACGACCGUGUCACCAAACCUUAUGACUACACAGAAGGUUAUCAUUUUUUAAUGAAACACCUACCUAUCCGAUUUGAGAAAAACGACAUUUUGCGUAUCGUGCGAGCGUUAGCUAUCUUCCGACCUUCGCUUAUUGCACUACAAAUGCCCUUGUCUCUCGAUGACGAAGUUUUCGUGGAAAAAUGUUUCCAAAGGUCGCUGCUAGAACUCGAGAAACUCAUCUCUUUCAGCGGAACGCCAACAGUAAUAUGGCGUCGUACGGGAGAGAUUUGUCUUGUCGCGCCUGAGUUCUGCAUGCUUACAGAAUGGUCUAUGGAGGAGUUACUAGGAAAGAAAAAGUACAUUUAUGAGUUAUUUGAAAACCAAUCCGUGGUCGAGUAUUGGGAAAAUUUUGCUGAACACGCCUUCGAAAACACAACACAAUCGGUAUAUUCACACUGUGUCCUUCUCAAGCCGAACGGAGCGCCGAUUCCUUCGACGUUUUGUUUCUCGAUCCGGAGAGAUCUAUUUGAUCUCCCGAGUGUAGUCAUAGGUCAAUGGCUUCCAUUACUAUAGCGGUUGUAAACAUUUAUCUUCUUCCUGUGUCCUACUUCUAACUCUGUACAAUCUAUAUGCGGGCGCCAUUAUACAUCUCCCGCUUCGCCUUCUACUUCUUAUGUCCAUCUUAUCUUCUGUCUAUAAUCUUUUCUUCUUCUCCCUCAAAAACAUUGCACGUUACAUUAGCAUCUUUCUCAUAUCCUUAUUCUCUCUCCUCUUACAUUGGAUUGUUAUGCACUCGGCUCCGUCCAAUGUUUGACUCUAUUUUCGCAUGGCCUUUAUGAUAACUUAUUCCCGCUCAAUCUCUAUGUACACCUUCAUAGCACCUUCACAGUACUUUGUCUUAGCUUGAUGAAGCUCUGACCAAGGAAUGGCUUCCAUAUCUCAAUUGGAUUCAGCAGGCAUAGAUUCUUACAUUGGCAAUUGUCUCGAGUAUUUUCUAGGU